AUGCCCUCCUCCAUGUCCAGCUGGGAUGACGCAACCUCAGAGACCUUAAACGGCAACCUCUCUGACCAGGAGAUUCAUGAAAAAGAAGAGGAGGAGAUGAAUGAAAAGAAUGAAAACGCCAACUGCCUGAAUGAGGAGCCACUCAUCACUGCUGAUCAGGUCAGCGCAAAGCCAGACCUACCCGAGUGCGAGGUUUCAAGUAGCACUUGUGAUGAUGUAACGGUGAUCGAGGAGAUUGUUGAAAUGAUGGAGAAUUCUCCAGACCCCGGAGAGACAGAGGAGGAGGAAGAGGAGGAGAACGGAGAUGUACCACCGAAGUCAAACACCUCCAUUCUGGAGGAAAUCCGCAUGCUGUCCCAGGCCUCCAACAACAACUGCUCCUUCGAAGGUUUGAAUCUCAUGCCCAGCUCUGCUCUGCUGGAUCUGCUCUGCCGGGUGGAAGCGGCCAUCAGGGAAUACUCCGAGGAGCUCGUGGCUCAGCUGGCGCGGCGGGACGAGCUGGAGUUCGAGAAGGAGGUGAAGAACACGUUCAUCACCGCCCUGAUGGAGGUGCAGAACAGGCAGAGGGAGCAGAGGGACGUGAGUAAGCGCCGUCGCAGAGACAAAGGACUCAGCCUGCAGGGAACCACCCGCGCAGACAAACCUGGCACCAUGCCCGUGAAGUACCUAAACACAGUCAUCCCCUUUGAGAAGAAGGGAACUCCUCCCUCUGUGGACGACCUUCAGAUGCUCACAAAAAUCCUUUAUGCUAUGAAGGAAGACAGCGAUAAAGUCCCAACACUGUUGACUGACUACAUACUGAAAGUGCUGUGUCCCACCUAA
Molecule: messenger RNA, 822 nt
Organism: Chanos chanos (milkfish)
Lineage: Eukaryota; Metazoa; Chordata; Actinopteri; Gonorynchiformes; Chanidae
Product: fasciculation and elongation protein zeta-1-like
Exons: 7
Coding region: 1-822 (273 amino acids)
Cellular component (GO): axon; cytoplasm
Source: RefSeq, a predicted model, not a curated record